CUUGUACAUCCUGGAUGUGCAGCAUAUUAACUGGUCCGGUCGGCUUUUCCAGACACAACUUACCGCUGUCUCUCCGUCAAGUUCUCUGCUAAAUAAUUUCUUUUGCUGUGAACAAAAUGCCUUUAAAGUUUGAGCUGUGUCCCGGUAGAAUGAUCGGAGGUAACCAUCCGUGCUUCAUCAUAGCUGAAAUUGGACAAAACCACCAGGGAGACAUUGAGAUUGCCAAGAAAAUGAUCAAAAUGGCAAAGGACUGUGGUGCUGAUUGUGCCAAAUUCCAGAAGAGUGAAUUAGAGUACAAAUUUAACAAGCGUGCCUUGGAUCGCCCCUAUACUUCUAAACACUCCUGGGGGAAAACUUAUGGUGAACACAAGCGCCAUCUGGAGUUCAGCCAUGAGCAGUACAGGGAACUGCAGAAAUAUGCAGAGGAGGUGGGGAUCUUCUUCACUGCCUCAGGGAUGGAUGAGAUGGCAGUCGAGUUCCUCCAUGAGCUCAAUGUGCCUUUCUUCAAAGUGGGCUCUGGAGACACCAACAACUUCCCCUAUCUGGAGAAGACUGCCAAGAAAGGACGUCCCAUGGUGGUGUCCAGUGGGAUGCAGUCCAUGGAGACGAUGCGUCGGGUCUACAAAACCGUGAAGGAGCACAACCAGAACUUUGCCAUCCUGCAGUGCACCAGCGCCUACCCUCUGGAAGCUGAAGAUGUCAACCUCAGAGUGAUAACGGAAUAUCAGAAGGAAUUUCCAGAUAUUCCCAUUGGGUAUUCCGGCCACGAGUCUGGGAUCAGUAUUUCAGUUGCAGCCGUGUCUCUGGGGGCAAAGGUCAUCGAGCGUCAUGUAACUUUGGACAAGACGUGGAAAGGAAGUGACCACGCCGCCUCGCUGGUGCCCUCUGAGCUAACCGAGCUGGUUCGUUCCAUCCGACUGGUGGAGAGGGCGAUGGGGAGCGGCCUCAAGCAGAUGUUACCUUGUGAGAAGCCGUGCCACGAUAAGCUGGGUAAGUCAGUGGUGGCCCAAGUCAAGAUCCCCAGAGGAACUGUCCUGACUCUGGACAUGUUGACAGUGAAGGUCGCCGAGCCCAUGGGCGUCACGGCCGAGGACAUCUUCCAGCUUGUCGGCAAGACCGUGACGGAGGACGUGGAGGAGGACGAGAGCGUCAAGCCAGAGGUGGUGGACAGCUACGGCAAGAAGGCCAAGUGCUGAGGAUGGAGAGUUUUGAAAUGGGUAGAAAAGGCACUUAAUUUGAGAGGAGAUUUAAUCGAUUCCUCUGGGUGUAAUUUGGUAGGAAGUUAAUAUGACACACACAGGAGUGUGUUGGUAAUUUUGUUUGGUGCUGCUGAGAUUUCUGAUAUUGAAGUCAUGGAUGAAGUUGUUGCAUAAUUGGACAGUGCAUUAGUCUGGUAGUUUGAAUAUGUCAUAGCUAGUGUUCAAACAGAUAACUCCUUUGCCCAAAUAACUCAUUCGCCCCCUUAGUUCUCCUUUGCCAACGUGUUUUUCAUUUUCUAAAAGCCGCCUUAACGUAAUACACUAACUUUUUGGCAAAUAGGCUCUUUAAUAAACCCCAUUAUGUUACAAGAGGUUCAGUAAUAGUUUAAGCUCUGUGGUCAGUAUUAGUGCAGUGCUUUCAGAGGUGGCACAAAAGCCAGUUGUUACUGUUAACUAAACAUUCUUUGCACUGUAGUUUUAUCCUGCACUGUAGAGAUUAAAUUAAUAUUGAACACAUGAAGCUGCUACUAGUCAUCACACAACAGUGGGAUCUCAGACCCUAUUUGCCAAAGAGUGGACUCUUCUUGUACCAUUGAGCUGUCAAUAUUGUCAACUGGUGCCAGAAUGUCUCUAGUAAUUUAAGUUUGUGGUAUCAGGCAGGGUUUGGAUUUGCACAGCUUCUUUGAGAGAAGCAAAAUAAGACUACUGGAGCCAGAUGCAUAAAACUCAUUAGAUUCAGCCCUAUGAAGAAAUGUGCAUACACUGUCUGCACGGUCUAAUGCCCACUCACACAAUUAACCUUGUUUUUGUCAGCAACCUCAACAGCAUCCUUUAAUUGUGCUUUCAGGAUGAAGGAUGUUAACACACAUUUAUAAAUGUCUACAUGUGGAACAGAAAAAAUGAAGCCUCCAAAUAAAAUAUUGCCCAUA
Molecule: messenger RNA, 2128 nt
Organism: Siniperca chuatsi (mandarin fish)
Lineage: Eukaryota; Metazoa; Chordata; Actinopteri; Centrarchiformes; Sinipercidae
Product: sialic acid synthase-like
Exons: 6
Coding region: 117-1196 (359 amino acids)
Biological process (GO): carbohydrate biosynthetic process
Molecular function (GO): N-acylneuraminate-9-phosphate synthase activity
Source: RefSeq, a predicted model, not a curated record